AUACAAUCGGUUGUCAACUGUCAUAAAGUAUGUUUCAAAAAAUAAAAAUGGCUACUAAUAAAUUUCUGUUCGAUUGAACUUUGAAAGCACAAUAUUCAUUUAAGGAUUUAAUUCUUAAGUCUUUUUAUAAAAUAUUGGUGUAAAAGUAAUUAAAAGUUAACGAUGGCUGAUGCUGCGGUGGAAACUCGACCCUCGGUUCGCUAUUUUUGCCAUAGAUGUAACAUUUAUAUGUUUGAAGAUAUUGUGGAGAACUACACAUGUCCAUUUUGUGAAAGUGGAUUUCUUGAGAAGCUUGAAAAUGGAGCAGAUAGACCUUCACAGCAGGGUCAGACAUUCAGUGAUGCCAACAUGAGCAACACCAAUGGUACCAAUAAUAGGGGCAAUAUUCAUCGCCGAGGAUUUACAUUGAAUAAUGUGCCCAACAUACUACAAGAUGUGGUGUUCCUGAUGUCAGGGAAUCGGUUAAGUGAAGCGACUAGACAUCGUCUUCGGAACGAGGUGCGUUCGUCAAUGUUGAGUCGUCGCUUCGGCAAUCGACCACCAGGAGCCAGGACUUUGGGCUUUCUGAGAUCACCAGGGGAUUAUGUGUUUGGAGGAGAAGCUUUGGAUGCAGUGGUGACCCAGCUCAUGGGUCAGCUUGAUUACUCAGGUGCUCCACCAAUGCCUAGAGAUAUCCUCAAUGCCAUCCCCAGUGAACCUGUCACCGAGGAACAGGCAGCCGCCAACAUGCCUUGUUCUGUUUGCUGGGAAAACUUCCUGUUAGGUGAAAUGGUUUCCCGCCUAGAGUGUGAGCACAUAUUCCACUCGAACUGCAUAAACCCGUGGCUAGAACUUCACGCCACAUGCCCCGUGUGCCGGUGCUCUCUACUCCCGGCCAAUUACCGCCCAGAGCCACGGGCGCCUGCUCCCGCAUCCGACGGCUCCACCACCACCACCUCCAGUUCUACCACCACUACCAACACAACUCACACUCGUCCGCCACGACAUCUGACCUUUAUAUCCCCUCGCGUAGUAAUCCAUCGUUCGACACACCCGAUGUUUCGUCGGGGGUUCCACACCCGCACCUGGGAUUCCCCACGCGAUAUGAGCACUUCUUCAGAUUCCAGUGCUUCUGUGACUUCAGAUGGUCGCUGGGCACCUCAGACCCAGUCUGAUACCAGCACGGACUCUUCGUCGUCCGUUAACAGAACGCAAAAUUACCACACCGAUUUCGACUGCGAUUAAGAGUACACAUUACCUGUUUUAAUGUUAAUAAAUACGUUUUGACAGGUGUCUUACUUGGCACUUAGAUUUACUCUUGACAGUCUAAUGACAUUGACGUUUGCUUAUGGAACACCAAACAUUUUAGUAAUUUGUAAAAACAGUCUUGUGUUCUUCUUCUACAUUUCAUAAUUGUUUUUCAAAAUGGCACUUGUUAAGACUUGUGAGAAAUGUAUUUCAAGUUGUGUGAUUCACCUGUCAAUGCGAAUAUAACCUUUAAUUUAUUAAACCCAUAGGCUAUACUAAAAACAUCACAAUCAGAGACAAUAGUUAUAGGAUUUACUUUUGUCUCAUUCUCUAAUGUCUAUGACUUUCUGGGUUCUAGUAUUUUUGCCAUUAUAUGUAUGUGUGACCACAAUAUAUCAUUCAAUGAAUGUUACAUAAAUGUAUUGUGCUUUUAAAAAUUUCCCUUAAAUUUCUUUAAAGCGAACUAUUUAAUUGUUAAAACAUUUUGUUAUGCAUGACUUUAAAUUAAUAUUUAUCCAUAUACAUUUUCUUAAAGUCUAAUAAUGAAUUCUUUGAAUGAAAAAUUUAUAGUGAAAUACGACCUAAUUCAUAUUUUAAUUUUAUGUAUUUUAAAUGUAAAUAUGUAUUUAUAAGAAAUAUUAGAUCAUAAACUUAAAGUUUUCUGAUAUUCUAUAAUGGAUUGUUUAUAGCUCGGUUUUUAGUUUUUUUAAGGGUUUUAUUUUGUAAAGGUAAACCAAUACAUGAUGUAUGGCAACACUUGUUUGUCACACCGUUAUUUAUUUCCGGAGAUAUGUUGCCAGAAUAAUUACCAAAUUACUGACCACAGAAAGGUUCUAUAUUAAGUUCCUAUAUUCUUUUGAAAAUAUUAUGUUUUUCAAUUUGUAGAUAUACCUAUUCCUGAUUAAAAACAUAUAAGUGAGGUGCCGUUUUAUUAACUUGAAUGUUGGGAUGAAAGAAUUUAAUGCAUUUCAAAUUUUAGUUCUAGAUGUAAGUUUAUGCCAAAGACUGAUAGAGGUAAAAUUUGAAAUUGUAUUUUUAGGUGUCUAAAGGUCUACUUACUUUUAAAGAAAAUAUAGAAAUUUCAGCCCAAAAAUAAAUAGUUUUGGGCUGAAAUAUUGUUGCUUUUUUAUAUAGACAUGGAAAAUGUUUUAUAGUUAAUUUUUGGAAAUUGGAUAUAAUUCAGACGAUGUAUCUAACAAUAUAUACAAAGGUUAUUUACUUGCAUGUUAUAUUCAUAACCAUAUGUAUACCUACAGACUAUUGCUAUUUCAUUUAUAUGUAAAAUAGAUAAAUACAUGCAAUGUAAAUUAAUACGUAGUUCGAAUAAAAUACUGGUUUUAUUUUUAGCAUCUAGUUAACCAUAAUACUGUAUUAAUGUCAUAUGUAAAGCAAUGUAUUACAUGGAAAGGAGAUAACUGCUAUAUGCAGUGUAGCCACUAAUAAAUGUCUCAUUUUAUUCCAUGCUCAUCAAGUGUUUGUAAAAAAUUGAUUGUAAUUUCAAGUGGAAAUGUCAAAAAUGGAAUGUGUUUUUAAAAAUAAAUGCGCAACGAUGGGUUGUUUUGUUUAUU
This is a messenger RNA of Pieris rapae (cabbage white), 2795 nucleotides long. RefSeq names its product E3 ubiquitin-protein ligase RNF126-B (gene Iru). Gene Ontology annotation, biological process: ubiquitin-dependent protein catabolic process; protein ubiquitination; positive regulation of DNA-templated transcription. The transcript is spliced from 7 exons. Bases 163 to 1224 code for a protein of 353 amino acids. Gene Ontology annotation, cellular component: cytoplasm; nucleoplasm. The record is from RefSeq and is a predicted model, not a curated record. Gene Ontology annotation, molecular function: ubiquitin protein ligase activity. NCBI's taxonomy places the organism in Eukaryota, Metazoa, Arthropoda, Insecta, Lepidoptera, Pieridae.